Messenger RNA from Triticum urartu, 3346 nucleotides. Its product is annotated as protein argonaute 14. Gene Ontology annotation, molecular function: protein binding; RNA binding. NCBI's taxonomy places the organism in Eukaryota, Viridiplantae, Streptophyta, Magnoliopsida, Poales, Poaceae. The record is from RefSeq and is a predicted model, not a curated record.
UCCCGCUCCGCGCACACGCUUAGUUUUCACAUCGCCAUCUCCUUCUCUCCCCAGAAAACCCUCUCCCAUGGCGUCGAGGGGGGUCGGGUACGGUGGUGGACGAGGCGGGCGAGGCGACGGCGCAGGGCGCCGCCCCGGUGGACGGGGAGACGGCCGAGGGCGCGGAUCCGGCGGCCGUGGCGAGGCUGGAGGAGGAGAUUACGGUCGCGGCGAUGGCGGAGGCCGCGGCCCUGGUGCUCCAACUCCAGGAGCGGGCGAGUACAAUCAGCAAGCGCCACCCGCGCGCGUCGACGCUAGAGGCCGAGGUCCCGGCGGACCGGCUGGCUUCCGCCCCGCCGCGCCGCGUCCGGCCGCGCCUGCGGUUCCCGCGACGGCCUCUACGAGUUCUUCGCGCGCCCCUCCGUCUUCGGCUACGAUGGCGCCUGCUGACGCUCUCGCGAGGGACGUGGGCAGGCUGACCGUGGAGGCGCCCCCGGCUCCUCGUUCCUCCGCACCCGCCGCGGCGGGAGCCCCGGCUCUUCGUCCCCCUGCUCAGCCCGCGGCCGCGGGCGGAUCUCAACCGGAAUCCCAGGCGCCUGCGCCUGCGCCACCGGCAGCCACCCCGGUGUCGAGCAAGUCGGUGGCCCCACCGGGUCGUCCGGGUUUCGGUACGGAGGGGCGGAAGAUGAUCGUGCGAGCGAACCACUUCCUCGUCGGCUUCGCGGACAAGGACAUCUGCCACUACGAUGUUGCAAUUACUCCUGAGCCCAAGACAAGACGGAUCAACAGGGUUCUAAUGACGGAGCUGACAAGCAAGCACCGCGUGUCGUCUCUCGGUGGCCUACUGGUCGCAUACGAUGGCAGCAAGAGCCUGUACACUGCAGGCGAGCUGCCAUUCCAGGCGAUGGAUUUCUCCAUCAAGCUGGGGAAACCACCAAGAGAAACUGAGUACAAGGUCACGAUUCGGUUCGCCGCGCGGGCAAACUUGUACCACCUGCAGCAGUUCCUCAGUGGGAAGCAACGUGAUUCUCCACAGGACACAAUACAAGCGCUCGACGUUGUGUUGAGAGAGUCACCUUCUCUGAACUAUGUCACCGUUUCUCGAUCCUUCUACUCCACAAUAUUUGGCCAACGUGACAUCGGUGAUGGGCUGGAGUGCUGGAGAGGAUAUUACCAAAGCUUGCGCCCCACUCAGAUGGGCCUCUCACUGAAUAUAGAUAUAUCAUCAACGCCAUUUUACAAACCUAUAUCGGUGAUGCAAUUUGUUCAGGAGUGUCUGAAUCUGAGGAAUCCCGACCCCAAUCGCCCCCUUUCUGACAGGGACCGUCUGAAGCUUAGGAAAGCAUUGCGCGGGAUUCGUGUUGAAACCACUCAUCAAGAGGGCAAAAGGAGUGCCUACAAGAUAACUGGGAUUACUUCUGUUCCGCUGAUUCAGCUCAACUUUCCUCUGGAUGAAGGCAACCAAAUGACUGUUGUGCAAUACUUUUGGGGCCGAUACAAGUAUAGAUUGAGGUUCACUUCUUGGCCUUGUCUGCAGUCUGGAAAUGAUUCUCGCCCUAUAUAUUUGCCAAUGGAGGUAUGCAAAAUUAUUGAAGGGCAGAGGUUCACCAGGAAGCUUAACGAGAAACAAGUGACUGGCAUACUGAGAGCUACGUGCGAACGCCCCCGUGAUAGGGAGAACAGCAUACUUAAGAUGGUGGAGCACAACAACUAUUCAGCUGAUAAGCUGGCGCAGGAGUUUGGAAUUGAUGUUACAGAUAAAAUGGUCAAUGUGCAGGCUCGCGUGCUACCUCCCCCCAUGCUCAAAUAUCAUGAAUCUGGAAAGGACAAAGCUUGUGCACCAAGUGUUGGCCAGUGGAACAUGAUUGGCAAGAAAAUGAUAAAUGGAGGGAAUGUUCAGAGAUGGACUUGCUUGAACUUUUCACGUUUGCACAUUGAUGGAGUCAAAAGGUUUUGUGGCGACUUAGUCAAAAUGUGCAACGCCAUCGGGAUGGUUUUCAAUCCUAUGCCAGUGGUAGAAAUUCUCUCAGCGUCCGCCAAUAACAUAGAAGGUGCUUUGAAGGAUGCUCACCAGAGUGCCCGUGACCUCCAGUUGCUUAUUGUGAUUCUUCCGGAUGUUACUGGCCAUUACGGGAAAGUUAAGAAGGUGUGCGAGACUGACCUUGGUAUAGUAUCUCAAUGUCUCAAGCCAGACAAGGUCGAAAGAGCAAACAAGCAGUAUUUUGAAAAUGUUGCACUUAAAGUCAAUGUCAAGGUCGGAGGGAGAAAUACAGCUCUUCAGCAAGCUCUUACACGUCAAAUACCGUUAGUCACCGAUCAACCGACGAUCUUUUUUGGUGCUGAUGUAACACAUCCGGCGGCAGGGGAUGAUUCCUCACCGUCAAUUGCAGCCGUGGUGGCCUCCAUGGACUGGCCUGAAAUCACAAAGUACAAAGCUGUGGUUUCUGCCCAACCGCCCAGGCAGGAGAUUAUUCAAGAUCUCUAUUGCACAGGCAUAGACCCUGAGAAGGGCACCCCUGUACACAGUGGAAUGAUGCGGGAGUUGCUAGUGUCAUUCUUUCAGAAGACCAAACAUAAACCCAGCAGGAUCAUAUUCUACAGGGACGGUGUGAGUGAAGGGCAGUUCGCCCAAGUUCUGAUGUAUGAAAUGGAUGCCAUCAGGAAGGCUUGUGCAUCUUUGCAGGAGGAUUAUCAGCCCCCUGUGACAUUUGUGGUUGUCCAGAAAAGGCAUCACACAAGGCUCUUCCCUGAGGUGCACGGAAAAGAGACCGACAAAAGUGGAAACAUCCUUCCUGGAACCGUGGUCGACACCAACAUAUGCCAUCCCACCGAGUUUGAUUUCUACCUGUGUAGCCAUGCCGGGAUUCAGGGCACAAGCAGACCAACUCACUACCAUGUCCUCUUCGAUGAAAACCGUUUCACUGCCGAUGGGCUGCAGCUGCUCACCAACAACCUGUGCUACACAUACGCUCGAUGUACUCGCUCUGUCUCUGUUGUUCCUCCUGCCUACUACGCUCACCUGGCUGCGUUCCGCGCACGGUAUUACGACGAGCCAUCGGAGGGCUCGGACAGCGCCUCGAUCGUCAGCGGUGGCACCCGGGAGUCAGCUGCCACCGGCGCAGGAGCUGCUGGUCCUCCUGGGACAUACCGUCGCCUCCCCAGGAUCAGGGAUAACGUCAAGGACGUGAUGUUCUAUUGUUGAAUCGGCCCAUUGACAAGUUCAUGGGAGUCGUGUGUUUUGUUGGCUUGCUGCUUAAUUAGGUGGUACAUUUGCUGAUUUGGUGGUACAUUUGCUGGGAACUUGUGAUGUUGGCUCAUGAAUGUACCUUGGUAUGGUGUUGGUAAAACAUGGGAGAUGUGAUGCGUC